Molecule: messenger RNA, 16242 nt
Organism: Closterium sp. Naga37s-1
Lineage: Eukaryota; Viridiplantae; Streptophyta; Zygnematophyceae; Desmidiales; Closteriaceae
Source: the annotation of a GenBank genome assembly
AUGAGCGAGCUCGUCCCACCAGAGCCAGCCGGCCACAGCGCGCGAGUCUCUGUGGAGGUACUGUCGGCGCGCGGCCUCCGCAACAAGCGGAAGCUCCCCUUCACGCGCAUGAGCCCCUGCGCGCUCGUCUCCCUCCCCGGCCGCCCCUCCUGCUGGAAAGCCUUGCCGCCAGCCGUCAACGGCGGGCGAAAUCCCACCUGGGGCGGCGGGCCGCAAUUUACGGCGGAAUUCGAGGUGGAUGACCUUCUGCCCCGCUCAGAAUCGUCUCCGCAGCAGCCAUCCGCCUCCGCCUUCCCUUCCGAAUCUUCCUUUCCCGCCUCUCCCAUUUCCUCCGCUUCCGCCGAUCAUAAAUCUACCGCCUCGACGUUUCCCUCCCCCGCCUCCUCCGCAGCUGCAUCCUUUCCCCCCGCGGCACUUCCCCCCCACGCGCGCGCGCAAGUGCGCGUGGAGCUCUUCAGCUCCGCUACCCUGCGCAAGUCGCUCGGCGCGGCCACCGUGGCGCUGGACGCGGCCUUCCGCCGACCGGGGGAGUGGCAGUUAGCGCAGCUGCCAGUGAUGCGCUCGAGGUGCAAGGGGGGAGACGAGCGCGCGAAGCAGAGCGGAUGGGUGACGGUGCGGGUGAGGGUUUGGGGAGUUGCGGAGGCGGGGAUGGGGGAGAGGGGGAUGGCGGAGGGGGGAGCAGCAUGCUGGCAGCCCCCGCUUGCACCCAUCCCAUCGUUCUACACCCAAACAGGUAGGGAGUGCGAUGCUGACGUGGACGGUGCUGACGUGGACGGUGUGAGAAGAGAGGGGGUAGCAGCUGCAGCAGGUGUAGUGACAGCUGGCUCAGCAAUCACCCCAUCUCCAUCGCCUUUAACACCUCCACCACCACCGCCUGUUACUGGUUACCCUGCCGCACCCCCUUAUAGUCACACUGUGCCACCUUACUACCCUCCCAACUAUCCUUCGGGACCAUACGCUCAACCAACCAGCAGCACUCACCCGUACACAGCCUAUGCAGGACCGACCAAUCCCCCUGCACCAUGGUACCCCUCGUCACAAGCACCUCCAGUGACGGUGUACAAGCACAGCAAGCACGGGCAGAAGAGGAGGGCGCCUGGCAGGGCGGGGCUGGGUGCUGGGUUGGCGCUGGGAGCCCUGGGUGGGCUGUUGGUGGGGGAUGCCAUUGGGGAUUCGAUUGGGGAUGGGUUGGGAGAUGCUGGAGGAUUCGAUUUUGGAGGGUUUGAGCCAGCCGGCCACAAUGCGCGAGUGUGCGUGGAGGUAGUAUCUGCGCACGGCCUCCGCAACGAGCGGAAGCCCCCCUUCGCGCGCAUGAGCCCCUGCGCGCUCGUCUCCCUCCCCGCCCGCCCCUCCUGCUGGAAAGCCUUGCCGCCUGCCGUCAACGGCGGGCGAAACCCUACCUGGGGCGGCGGGCCGCAAUUCACGGCGGAAUUCGCAGCGGAUGACCUGCUUCCCCACUUAGAUUCGUCUUCGCAGCAGCCCGCCUCUUCCCUCCCUUCCGAGUCCCCCUUUCCCGCUUCUCCCUUGUCCUCCGCUUCCGCCGAUUACAUAUCAUCCACUGCCGCGACGUUACUCUCCUCCGCCUCCUCCGCAGCUGCAUCCUUCCCCCCCGCGGCGCUUCCCCCCCACGCGCGCGCGCAAGUGCGCGUGGAGCUCUUCAGCUCCGCCUCGCUGCGAAAGUCGCUCGGCGCGGCCACGGUGGCGCUGGACGCGGCGCUCCGCCGACCGGGGGAGUGGCAAUGCGCGGAGCUGCCUGUGAUGCGCGGGGGGGGAGACGAGCGCGUGACGCAGUGCGGAUGGGUAACGGUGCGGGUGCGGAUUGGGGGAACCGCGGAGGCGGGGAGGGGGGAGGGGGGAAGGGCGGAGAGGGGAGCAGCAUGCUGGCAGCCGCCGCUUGCACCCAUCCCAUCGUUCUACACCUACACAGGGACUGAGGACGGUGCUGACGUGGACGGUGCUUACGUGGACUGUGCAAGGAAAGAGAAUGCAGCAGUUCCAGCAGAUGCAGUGCCAGUUGGCUCAGCAGCGGCACCAAUCAGGGUGCCAGGACCUUACCCCCAAUCAAGCAAUCCAUCUGGGCCAGGUUACCCCUCGUUACAAGCACCUCCAGCGCCAGCGUACAAGCACAGAAAGCCUGCGCUGAAGGUGAGCGUGCACCUGGGUACUACAGGGUUGGUGCUGGGGGCGCUGGGGGCGCUGGCCAGCGGUACGACUCAUGGCGAUGCACAUUCGUCGUUUCUCGACGGACUCGACGACUGCCAAGACGAAUUCCGUCAACUGUUUGACGAGUUCCGUUUGCGCGAAGGAACGGACGGAAUUGACUGCAGCGCGCUGAUCGACUCCGUCGCGGCGGACGACGGCGUAACUCGAGGCGGCGCGCCCCGCGCGAGUGGCGCGGCAGGUACGGCAGCAGGGGAGACGAGGCCGGUUCUGAGGGAACUAUCAGCUGAUUUUGAGGUGGAUCUGGUGCAGGCGCCACCUGCCCUCUGCUCGCUCGCUCACGCCCUGCCAGCAGCAGCCAGGCAGCGGCUGCUUGGUGCCUACUCGCCGCGGUUUUUCCCUCCCCACCGCACUGCACACCUCUGGACGGCUCUCGGUGCCGCCUCUGCCUCGGGGCAGCAAGAUGGGGCGAGGAAACAGGGGGAGUUGCAGCAGCAGCAGCAACGGCGGCAAGGGUUGGAGGAGCAGCAGGGGGUGAAGGAGCAACAAGUGCAAGGAUUGAAGGAGCAGAGGUGUGUGGAGAGAGUGAGAGCGGCGUGCAUGUGGCAAUGGUGGCAGGGGGAGGUGCAACGGACAGUGCAGUUCGUGCAUGCUGUGCGGCAGUGCGCUGCCUCCUCCCCCCGCCACGUGCUCUUCCUGCACGCACCCCACCAGCGCACUCGGAACUCAGGGACGGCAGCCAGAAGAGGAGGGGCGAGAGGGGGAGGAGGAGGAGCAGGGGGGGAAGGGGGAGUGCGGGUGAGAGAGCGGUAUGAUGUGGCGAUGGAACGGUUUGUGGUGCGGGAGCUGCGAGGAAGGGACUGGGGCGUGGUGUCCCUCGCAGGCCAACGACCGGCACCACCACCACCCACAGCGCCAGACGCACAAGCAGGGCACGCAGUCGAAACAGGGGGCACAAUAGACGCCGGGGGCACAGAGGAGGAGGGCACAGCCCAAGCAGGGGCCACAAUGGACGCACGGGGCAUAGAGGCGGGGGAGAGAGAAGAAGCAGGAGGGGCGUCUCACGAGGGCGGGUGGGCAUCAGUGCUGCGGGGUGUGAGGGGCGUGCAGGCGCUGCUGCUGCGGGGCGAGGCGAGCCACCUGCUGCCGCUGCUGGCCCACGUGGAGCAGCGCUUCCUGGAGGGGCCUCUGGAAGACCUCCUUAUAAGCUUCUUCGGUAAAAGUAAUAAGUCCGUGCACGUGCAUAAACCUCCGCUGUUCUGGCGAGAGGUGGAAGGAGGAGACGGGGGCGAAGGGAGCGAGGGGGCAGGGGAGGAGGAGGGUGGGGCUUUGGGGAAGAAGAGGGUUGGGGUGGAGGAGGGGAAUAUGAUGAAUAGAAUGGAGGAGGCUAGUGUUGAGUCGACACAGAACUGGGUGCAGGAGGGAUGGGCUGUGGAGGACCCAUUUGCUAACGAAGUCCAGAAACCCAUCCGUACCGCAUUGAACCCACCAGCAGCACCCAUGGGGCUGUCUGUGUCGCGGAGCAUGCUGGUGAGUGUCCACGGGAGGGAGGUGGUGCCGGCAGGUGCUGCUGGGAGUGUGGCAGUGAGUGGCAGGGGAGGAGGUACUGUAGGCAGCAGGGGCGAUGGGGAUGGUGGCAGCAGCAGGAGGGCGGGAAACGGGGCGAGGGGAACAGAAGACCACAGGGCAGCAGCAGUGGGCAUUGGCAAGGGGGGCGCAGCAACGCGAGCAGCCGUGGUGCUGUCGCCGGGCUCGUUUGCGUGUUGGGUGAAAAGCGGGGGUGAGGCAGCAGGGGGUGAUGAGAGGAGGGCACAAGCGGGCGAGGUGGAGGCACAAGGGAAGGGCGCGGCUGGUGGGUUGAAAGGCGGUGAUGCUGGUCAUGGUGAUGACUACGAUGAUGCUGAUACUCCAGAUGAACCAGCAGGUGUGGCAGCAGAGGGUGAGACAUUGGAGGGGGUGAUUCGAGGCGAGGUUGUGUUUGAGAGCCCGCUGACGGAGCAGGGGGCAGCGGUGUGGACCAUGGUGGCUCCUCGCACAGUGGGGCACAAGAGGGGGCAGCAGGAAGAGCCCCAUGGGGACCACCAGGGGGGACAGCAGCGGGGGCACAAGGGCGAUGAUGCACACGUGGGUCGGAAGGAGACGUUGGAUGGUGCUGCUGGUGGGUGGAAAGGUGCAGGGCAGGUGGGGGCACUGGCAGAGGAGGGCUCAUCAGUGCUUGUUACCAUUCCCAUCACGGGACGGCUUUUUCUGCCCGGAAUCAAGGACCAGAGAAACGUCUGGAUGGGGAAUGUUUUAGGUGUGGGUGACUACACUACUGUAGAUACCAUACCUAUUGAUACCAUACCUGUAGAUACUACCAUAUCUGCCACUGUUGUUUUGGCUGCUGCCACGGCAGAUGGGCCUGCCAGGCUGUCAGCUCCCAGAGAUGCUGUGCGGGGCACUGUGCAGAUGGAGGGCGCGCUGACGUGGACUGACUCAGCGCCAGGUCAUGCCAGGCUGGCAGCUGAAGGGGUGGUGCUGAUUGAGAGGAGGCAGAGUGAGGAGGGGAGUGAGGAGGAGCGAGUGUGGGGGGCGUGGCGCGAUGUGGACGUGUGGGGCGCAGGGCAGGGCCGAGCAGAAAAAGGGGGGGAUUCAUCCGAAGAUGGAAAAAUUCGUUCGGGUGACUCCGACAGGCUCGUGGGGGCAGAGGGGUUGGGGGCAGGCGGGGGAAGCAGCAUGGGGAGCAGGGGAGGCGGGAGAGGCAAGGUGGGGGGGAUGAGAGGUGCUAGGCUUGUGUUUGAGAAAAGUCAGGGAGAGGGGGGCCACAAAGCAAAUGGUGGUAGGUCAAGUGGUGUUGGUUUGAACAGGCAGGUGAAGAGAGUUCUUCUUGGAACGAGUGUUGGUGGUGGUACGGAGGAGGGGGAAGCUUUUGAUAGCAGGGAGAGUGAUGGCAGAGGUGGCAGCAGCAGUGCUGCCACUGCAACUAGAGCGCGCUCUGAAAGCGUGUCGGGCGGGGCACGGUGGAGCGGAGGGAUGGAGCGCGCGAUGGUUAGCAGAGGAGCGGCAGAGGCCCGGCAGGUAGAUGAGCGACAAGCGUCCGAGGGCGCAGGCGAGGCGAAGGAAGACGGUCGCAUGGAAUUGGCGGGGGAGCGUGGGGGUGAGAAGGCAGGAGAGGGUAUUGUAGCAGUUACAGCAGAUGACGCAACAGUUAACGCUGAUGACGCAGCAGUUAACGCUGAUGACGCAGCAGUUAACGCUGAUGACGCAGCAGUUAGAGGUGAUGACGCAGCAGUGAAAGCAGACGAUACAGUCGUUAAAGCGACAGAUAAGGCAAUCGAAGUGGAGGAUACGACCCUUAAAGCGGACAGAACGUGCUUUAAAGGGGACAAUACAGCGACUAAGACGGACGAUACAGCAAUUAAACCUGCCGAUAAAGCCAUCAACAAUAAAGCCAUCGUGGGCGAUGAAGCCAUUAAAGCCGACGAUAACGCCAUUAAAGCGGACGAUAAAGCCGUGAAAGCGGACGAUAAAGCCGUUAAAGCGGACGAUAAAGCCGUUAAAGCGGACGAUAAAGCCAUGGCUGCCUCACUGAAGGUUGCAGGCGAAGCAGUUGUUUGUGAGACAGGGAGGGUCGCGGCAGGGGGAGCCUCAGAUAGGGGUACUGGUGAAGCAAGUAGCGUCGCCGAUACUGCUGGCGAAGCUAGUAGCGUCGCCAGGGCAGCGUGCGCUGCUAGUAGCGCCGUCAGGGCUCCAGGCGACGAGGCGAAGGCGACUUGUUUCGCUGACGAGAAUGAGAAGGUGACAGGCGACGAAAGUAGGGUCGCAGCGGACGAGGGGAAGAUCGCAGCAGCAGGCGAAACGAAGGACGCAGCAGCAGGCGAAACGAAGGUCGCAGCAGCAGGCGAAACGAAGGUUGCAGCAGCAGGCGAAACGAAGGUUGCAGCAGCAGGCGAAACGAAGGUUGCAGCAGCAGGCGAAACGAAGGUGGCAGCAGCAGGCGAAACGAAGGUUGCAGCAGAGGGGACCAGAGAGCAGCAGCAGGAGAGGAGGGAUGAGACGACGGAUGAGAGGAAGGAGGAGAGGCGGGACGGGGAGCUCCCUAAGAGGGAAGGAAGGUUUGAAAAGCAGAGCGAUGUGAUGAGGCACGAGGACGUAGCAGGCAGUGCGAGGCAGGGCGAGGGGGUGAAUGGAGAUGAGAGAAAGGCGUCAGACAGAGGUGAGGAGAAGAGGGCUAGUGAGAGUGGGGGGACGGUGAAGGGUGAGAAUGGGGAAACGAGGACUGGGGAGCAGCGUGCGGGUGAGGCAACGUGUGAGGAGGGAUGGAAGGGAGGUGGAGGGAAGAUUGGGGGAGAGGAGGGUGGAGGAGAGGAGGUUGGGAGAGAGGAGGGUGGGAGAGAGGAGGGCGGCAAGGGGGGGGAGGGCUUCAAGAAGGGGGAAGGCGGCAAGGAGGGGGGGGCCGGCAAGGUGGGGGAGGGCGGCAAGGUGGGGGAGGGCGGCAAGGUGGGGGAGGGCGGCAAGGUGGGGGAGGGCGGCAAGGUGGGGGAGGGCGGCAAGGUGGGGGAGGGCGGCAAGGUGGGGGAGGGUGGCAAGGUGGGGGAGGGCGGCAAGGUGGGGGAGGGCGGCAAGGUGGGGGAGGGCGGCAAGGUGGGGGAGGGCGGCAAGGUGGGGGAGGGCGGCAAGGUGGGGGAGGACCGAGAGCAGCAAGGGGGCAUUCGGGGAGUGGAUGGCACACUGGCGGGGAUGAGGAUGGCAUUGGGGAAAGCGGCAUCGAGGGGAGCAGCGGUGGGGGAAGCGGGGUUGGGGGGGUUGGAGGAGCGUAGCGAAGGGAGCGAGGGACGAGAGGAGGAGGAGGGGGGUGAAAGAUGUGGGCUUGCAAUGAAGGUCAAACGCACGUGCAGCGAGGAGAGAGGGGAAUUUGACAGGGAAGGGGGUUCGGGGAGGGAGGAAUCGGGGGAGAAGGGGAAGGGGGGAUUGGGGCGGAAGGGGAAGGAGGGAUUGGGGCGGAAGGGGAAGGAGGGAUUGGGGGAGAAUGAGAAGGGAGGGAGGGUGAUGGCAGACACAAGAGAGGGGGAUGAGAUGGUGCAUGCGGGAAGGGAGGGGGGAAGGGAGGAGGGAAGGGAGAGAAAGGAGGAGGGAAUGGAGGAAAGGGAGGAAGGGAAGGAGGAGAAAAGGGAGGUAAGGGAGGAGAAAAGGGAGGGGGCAAUGGAGGAGAUAAAGGGGGAGAAAGGGGAGGAACGGGAGGAGAAAGGGGAGGAACGGGAGGAGAAAAAGGGGAAGAAAUUGGAGGGAGGGCUGGAGAAAAGGGAGGAGAAAAGAGAGGAGAAACAGGAGGAGGGAAGGGAGGAGAAAAGAGAGGAGAAACAGGAGAAGGGAAGGGAGGAGAAAAUGGAGGGAGACGUGCGAGGAGAGGAAAAGGGGAAGGCUGGGAGGAUGAGCACUGAGGCGAAGGGAGGGGAUGAGGCGAAGGGAGGGGAUGAGGCGAAGGAAGCGGAUGUGGUUGGUGCAGGCGAGGGGGGACAUGAUGCCGACGCGAUGGCUACCGCAGGGCAGGUCGAAGCACAGGGGGAUGGGCCAGGAAAGGACAGGGAGGAAGGAGCAAAGGAGGGGAAUGAAGGUGCUAAGGGAGGGAAGGGAAGUGCAGAGGGGGGAAAGGAAAGUGUAAAGGAGGGGAAGGAAAGUGAAAAGGAGGGGAAGGAUAGUGUAAAGGAGGGGAAGGAAAGUGCAAAGGACAGGAAGGAAAGUGCAAAGGAGGGGAAGGAUAGUGUAAAGGAGGGGAAGGAAAGUGAAAGGGAGGGGAAGGAUAGUGUAAAGGAGGGGAAGGAGUGCAAAGGAGGGGAAGGAAAUGCAAAGGAGGGGAAGGAAAGUGUAAAGGAGGGGAAGGAAAGUGCAAAGGAGGGGAAGGAAAGUGCUAAGGAGGGGAAGGGAAGUGUAAAGGAGGGGAAGGAAAUGGUAAAGGAGGGGAAGGAAAGUGUAAAAGAGGGGAAGGAAAGUGAUAGGGAGGGGAAGGAAAGUGCAAAGGAGGGGAAGGAAAGUGUAAAGGAGGGGAAGGAAAGUGAUAGGGAGGGGAAGGAAAGUGCUAAGGAGGGGAAGGAAAGUGCUAAGGAGGGGAAGGGAAGUGUAAAGGAGGGGAAGGAAAGUGCUAAGGAGGGGAAGGGAAGUGUAAAGGACAGGAAGGAAAGUGCAAAGGAGGGGAAGGAUAGUGUAAAGGAGGGGAAGGAAAGUGAAAAGGAGGGGAAGGAUAGUGUAAAGGAGGGGAAGGAAAGUGCAAAGGACAGGAAGGAAAGUGCAAAGGAGGGGAAGGAUAGUGUAAAGGAGGGGAAGGAAAGUGAAAGGGAGGGGAAGGAUAGUGUAAAGGAGGGGAAGGAAAGUGCAAAGGAGGGGAAGGAAAGUGUAAAGGAGGGGAAGGAAAGUGCAAAGGAGGGGAAGGAAAGUGCUAAGGAGGGGAAGGGAAGUGUAAAGGAGGGGAAGGAAAUGGUAAAGGAGGGGAAGGAAAGUGUAAAAGAGGGGAAGGAAAGUGAUAGGGAGGGGAAGGAAAGUGCAAAGGAGGGGAAGGAAAGUGUAAAGGAGGGGAAGGAAAGUGAUAGGGAGGGGAAGGAAAGUGCUAAGGAGGGGAAGGAAAGUGCUAAGGAGGGGAAGGGAAGUGUAAAGGAGGGGAAGGAAAGUGCUAAGGAGGGGAAGGGAAGUGUAAAGGAGGGGAAGGAAAUGGUAAAGGAGGGGAAGGAAAGUGUAAAAGAGGGGAAGGAAAGUGAUAGGGAGGGGAAGGAAAGUGCAAAGGAGGGGAAGGAAAGUGUAAAGGAGGGCGAGAAAGGUGCAAAUGUGGGCGAGGAGCAGUUGAAUGGGGAGAAGGUGAGUGGGGAGGAGAAGGUGAGUGGGGAGGAGAAGGUGAGUGGGGAGCAGAAGGCGAAUGGGGAGGAAGAGGCAGAGAAGGAGAAGGGCUGGCAAAAUGAGAGUGUGCGGAAGGAGGACAAGGCGGAAAUGGGGAAGGUGGGUGGGACGGAAGUGGGGGAAGUGGGUGGCGUGAAGCAGGGUGCGAGGAGUGCUGAGGCGGGCAAAGAUACCACUGAAGAGAAGGCGGAAGCGGUGAACAGGAGUGGAGAGAAGGCGGAAGCGGUGAGCAGGAGUGGAGAGAAGGCGGAAGCGGUGAGUAGGGAUGGAGAGAAGGUGGAAGCGGUGAGUAGGAGUGAAGAGAAGGAGGAAGCGGUGGGUAGGAGUGCAGAGAAGGCGGUAGCGGUGAGCAGGAGUGGAGAGAAGGGGGAAGCGGUGAGUAGGAGUGCAGAGAAGGCGGAAGCGGUGAGUAGGGGUGGAGAGACGGCGGAAGCGGUGAGUAGGAGUGGAGAGAAGGGGGAAGCGGUGAGAAGGAGUGGAGAGAAGGCGGAAGCGGUGAGUAGGAGUGGAGAGAAGGAGGAAGCGGUGAGUAAGAGUGGAGAGAAGGCGGAAGGCAGCAGCAUGGAGAAUUGUGGUGUUGGUGAUGUGGAGGCGGGGAUGGGGAAGGUGGAGGAGGGGGUGGUGGCGGAAGAGGGGGAGAAGAGGGUGGAGGGCGAAGGUGGUGUGAGAGGUGCGGUGGUGGUGAGGGCUGCUGCAGCCAGGGGAGACGAGGGGGAUGGGGUGAUGGGGAUGGGGGAAGGGGCAAAGGAGGAGGGGAAAGGGGUUAAGGGGAAGAAGGAAGGGGCAAUGCGAGAGGAGGAAGGAAAGGGGGAAAAGGAAAUUGCAAUGGGAAAGGACGAAAAGGCGAAGGGGAUGGAUGGAGUGGCGAAUGAGGAGGAGGAAGGGGCAAAAAGGGGGAAGGAAGGGGCAAAGGGCGAGAAGGAAUGGGUAACGGAAGAGGAGGAAGGGAGAAAGCGAGAGGAGGAAGAAGCAAGGGGGGUGGAGGAAAAGGCAAAGGGGGAACACGAAAGAGCGAAGGGGAAGGAGGAAGGAGCAAAGGGGGAGGAGGAAAGGGCAAAGGCGGCGGAGGAAGGAACAAAGGAGAAGAAAAGGGUAAAGGGGGAGGAUGAAAGAGCGAAGGGGGAGGACGAAGGAGCAAAGAAGGAGGAAAGGGCGAAGGCGAAGGGGGAAGCCAUAAAAAGGACAGUUGAAAUGGAAACUGCGUUCAGGGAAGGGACACAAGGGGAGGAGGCGAAGGGGAGGGAAGGAGAAGGAGGCACGGCAGUGCUAGUGGGUGAGGAGACAGGGGAAGCAGGGGAGACGGCGGGAGGUGUGGAUGGGAUGGGGAAGAUGGAAGCGGAAGCAGAGGGGAGCGUAGAGGAGACAGCUGUGGGAGGGAAGGUCGAGGUGCUUGACGCGAUGCUUGGGAUGGCAGGGGUGGAGGCGGCAGGGGUGGAGGCGGCAGGGGUGGGGGUGGCAGGGGUGGGGGCGGCAGGGGUGGGGGUGGCAGGGGUGGGGGCGGCAGGGGUGGGGGUGGCAGGGGUGGGGGCAGCAGGUGUGGAGGCAGCAGGUGUGGAGGCAGCAGGGGUGGAGGCGGGGGACAGUGCUAAGCAGGCCAAGAGUGGUGAUGCUGGCAGUGCGGUUGGUGGAGAAGUGGGGAAUGGGGCGGAUCAGACGAGUCAAUGCAUCGUGGUGGCAGACAGAGAGCAGAGGGAGGAGACAGAGCACACGGGACAGAGAGAAGAGCUGGCUGGGUUGGGAGUGGCGAGGGGUGGGGGUGUGAAGGGUGGAGCGGGAUUGGACACAGAGGUGGGUGGGGAGCAGGGGAAGGAAGGGGAAGGUGGGCUGGGGACACGGGCGGGGCUGGCUGGUAAAGAAGGGGGAACGGAAAAGUUUGUCGGGAAGGCAGUGAGCAGUGCAGAGAAGGAGGGUGCAGGGAAGGAGGGUGCAGAGAAGGAAGGUGCAGGGAAGGGGGGAGAGACGAGCAGCUUGAUGGGUGGAUGGGUGGCAGACGGGAGGGCAGCGAAGGAGAGUGUGGAGCGGAGAGGUGGAGAGCGAGUGGGUUCUGGAGAGGUGGCAGUGGAAGCUGGGGCACGGGGGAAGGAGAGAGAGGUGGAGGGGAAAGUGGAGGAGAGCACAGGAGUGGAGGAGAAAGGGCAGGUGGAGAAAGGGGAGGAGGAGAAAGGGGAGGAGGAGAAAGAGGAGGAGGGGAAGGUGAGUGGGGAGGACGGGAAGGAGAGAGGGGUGAAGGGGAAGGAGAAAGAAAAAAGGGGAGAGGUGAGAGGGGAGGAGGGGAAGGUGAAUGAAGAGGAAGAGAAGGCGAGAAGGGAGGGGAAGGAGAGAGAGGAAGAGGGAAAGGAGAGAGGGGAGGAUGGGAAGGCGAACGAAGAGGAGAAGGUGAGAAGGGAGGAGGGGAAGGAUAGAGAGGAAGAGGGGAAGGAGACAGAGGAGGAUGGGACGGAGAGAGGGGAGGAGGGGAAGGAGAAAGAAGAGGAGAAAGAGAGAGGAGAGGAAGGGAAAGAGAGAGGAGAGGAGGGAAAGGAGAGAGGGGAGGAGGAAAAGGAGGAGAAAGAGGAGGGAAGGAAGGAGCGUGAGGAUGAGAAGGAAGCAAAGGACGGAGCAAAGGGGAGAAAUAACGAUUUGCAAAGUUGCGGGGUUGGAAGGGAGGAGAGGCAGAAGAGAAAGAGAGAGUGGGCAGAGGAGUGUGAACAGGGAGAUGAAGGAGAAAACAACGGGAUGAAGGAGGAUGUUAUUCAGCAAGUGAAGAGGAGAGCAGAAGAGGUGGGUAGAGAGGAGGAGGAGAAGAGAGGAUCGAACCCAGUGGUGGAGGAGAGCGAGGUUCAUGCGUGCAGUGCUGUGCAAGUGAAUGAGGUGAGGCAGGUGGAUGAGGUGAGGCAAGUGGAUGAGGUGAGGCAGGUGGAUGAGGUGAGGCAGGUGGAUGAGGUGAGGCAGGUGGAUGGGAUGAGGCAGGUGGAUGAGGUGAGGCAGGUGGAUGGGAUGAGGCAGGUGGAUGAGGUGAGGGCGGUGGAUGAGGUGAGGGCGGUGGAUGUGACGGGGGUGGCAGAGGAGAAGCAGUUGGGGCUUGUUGACACUCCGCCCACUCUCCUCUCCCUCCCACCCUCCUUCCGCCCUCCCACUGUCCUCCCCACUGCUCCUCACACGCCGACCCACAUGGUGCCAGCAGCACAUCAGCAUCUCUCUGCCCCUUCCCUCCCUGGUAGCGUCGCUCCAGCCCCCACUGCCUGCCCUCCUCACCAAGCCUCUGCCCCCGCGCACACAGACCUGAAUUCCGUGCCGAUAUCAGGUUCGGACUUAGGCUCGGUUGCAGGCUUGGAUACACGCUCGGGUGGAGGCGUGGAAGGGAAGGACAGAGAGGAUGGUGAGAGAAGUGGGCGGGUGGAGAAUGAGACCGGGGUGGAUGGGGAGAAGAGAGAGGGGGAGACGAGAGAGGUGGGCAAGAGAGCAGAGGAGACGGAGAGAGAAGAGGAGGAGAAAAGGGCGGAGGAAGAAAGGAGAGUGGCGGAGGGGCGGAAAGUGGUGCGGAGGCUGCAGGGGAGGAGAGGGGCAGGGAAGGACUUUUGGGAGAAGAUUGAUGAUGAGGUCGACUCUCUCCUUCUGCCCCGCCUCUACCCACACAAGGCCCCUCCCGCUCUGCACUUCCACCCACCCUCUCAGCCUCCUUCCUCCAUGCCUCCUCCCCUCACGCCUCCUCUCAACUCCCUUCCUUCGCUUCCUCAUCCCUCUGCACCCAUCUCCAACCCCGCCCACCCCCCUGCACCCACCAUGCCUCAGUUGCUGCAUGUCCCCUCUUUAGGUGCACCCUACAUAGGGGUGCAGUCAGAUGGGCAGAACGAGAAAGAGAAGGCAGGCGGUGGUGAGACCAGCAACGGUGAUGAUGCUUUGCUGGGGAGUUAUGAAGAGUUUUUUCUGCCCCCGUUUCCCUGGCUGCCGAAGGCUGGUGCUCCUGGUAAACCUGUUCGGGCACGUGACCGAUCCCGGGCAGCGGAAAAGAUAAGUGGCAGCCUAGACAGCGAGAUUGUGCAGAGAGGAGAAUUGGAGGGCAGACUGGUAGGCGUUGAUAAGGAUGGGAAGGGCAGCAGUGGGAGCAUGCAUGGCAUUGGCGAGGAGAGUGAGGAGCGAGAGGUGGAGGAUGGGGAAGAGGGGGAGGGGGAAGGGGAGGAGGGGGAGGAGGUGGAGGAGGAGGAGGGGGAGGGAGAGGGAGAGGAGGAAGAAGAGGAGAGGGAUGUGGGCACGGAGGAAGUUGAGGGAGAGCGAGAGGGUGAUGAAGGUGAGGAGACUGAGGAUGAGGUGGAGGGAAGAGAGGCGGAGGGAGGAGAGGUGGAGGGGGAGGGCGAUGGGGGCCACAGAGAAAAGGGGGUUGCGUUGGAAGGCAGUGUGGAGAUGGGAGGUCAAGGCGAGCGUGCAGCUCACGGGAUUAUGACAAAUGGUCUCCUCUCUGUGCCGCCCGCUUUCGCCACCCAUGCAGCAGCACCCAUCUAUGACCCGUCAGCCGCACUCCACACGACCCCCACACACACACAUGCCUCUCCACAUGGCCACACUCACACGGCUCCUCUGCACCCAUCCGCUCCCCCUCGUACCCAUCCGCACACCUCCCACUCCCCUGCCCCUUCCUCUGCCAUUCCACCCAGUCUUAUGCAACCCAGUCCUUUCCAGAAAGGGAGAAGUGAGCAAGGGAGAGGGGAGGGAGGGCAAGGGAGAGGAGGGUCGAAAGGAGGAGGGAGAGGGGAAGGAGGGAAGCGGAGUAGAAAGGAGGGUGGUGGUGGGCGGGGCACGGGAGAGGGGUCAGGUGUGGUGAUGCGAGGGAAGGGAGCAUCGUCUCCCUCUCCUCCUCUUGCUACCUCAUCCGCUCUUGUUCCUCCCGGUUCUCUGCCUUCCGCUCUCACCGCUGGUGUCGCCGCCGCCGCCGCUGCUACUUCUGCUGCAACAGCAGGGGGAGCAGCGGCAGCACCUGCGUCAGCCCGUUUGCUGCAACCCCCCCUUACUGCCCCUCCCUUUAUUCAUCCCACGGCUGCUGCUGCUGCCGCUGGUGAUGCUGCUCCCUCCAUGUCCCUGUUACUACCACCGCCAGAGUUCAAGCCCAGGCGGACCUCCUCCCUCUCCUCCUCCUCCCCACUCCUCCGCCCGCCUGCCCUCCUCCCCCCCUCCUCUCCCCUCCUCCGGGCCGUCUCUGCAGCAGCUGCAGCCCCAGCAAGCAGCAGAGAGGCAGCAGCGGAUGAGGGGCCGGGAAUGAAGAUCUCUCUGGUGGGCGCUGGGGAGGGAAAGGGGCUCGUGGGGGGCGAUGAGGGGAGGAGGUGGGCUCAUGGUGAGCUGCUGGUGGGCAGCAGAGGCAGCCUUUUCGGUCCCUCUGCUCUGGGCUCGGUAUCGGUAGGAGCAGUGGGAGGGGUAACAGGAGGGGCGCAUGCAGUGGGCGAGGCAGCAGCAGUAGGGGCUGCAGGAGGACGGGCAGCAGCAGCAGGAGCCGUGGAGGGCGAGGAGGAGGAGGAUGCAGUGGCUGCUCUGGCUGCCAUGGCUGCCGCUGCUACUGCUGCCCUGCCAGGGGAUUCUUUCAGUGAUUCGCCUCUCGCUCACGCACACGGUGGUGCGACUGUCACUCACACACACGGUGCACGAGACGAGCUCACUGCCAAGGGGGUGCCCAGAGGAGGAAAGCACAGCACCUCUGCUGCUGCAGAUACCCCUGCUUCUCCCGCUCGUGCUGCUGCCACUGCAGCGGGUAGCAAGCGAGCAGGUGGCAAGGGGCGUUUGGCCGGGGCGGGGAAGGGGGAGGGCGCAGGGGCAGGGAAGGUGGGUGCUGCGAGUGCAGGAGGGAAAGCAGGGGGGGUUGCUGGAGAAGCAGCACUAGGAGCAGCAGGGGUUGGGAGAAGUGCUGCAGGGGGCGGUGGUGUAGUUGCCGCAGGGGUUGGUGCUGCAGCUGGCAGCGCUGCGAAGGUGGGGAAGAAGAAGGGGAAAGGUCCGGGAUUUGUUGUGUCGAAACCGAGUGUGGCGGUGGGAGAAGCGGCAACUGCAGCGACUGCCGCCGCUUCUGCGAGUUGUGUUAGUGCUGGUGGUGGUUCUGGUGGUUGUGCUGCAAGGGAGGAGCGGGCAGGCAUGUUGGGGCACUUGGCUGCUCUGCUGGACCAAGCCAGUGCAGGAUCAGCAGAUGGAGGAGGUGUGGGUGCUGGUGGUGCUGGUGGUGCUGGUGGUGCUGGUGGUGCUGGUGGCAGUGCUGGGGAAGCGGGAGGGGAAGAAAGGGCUCAAGGAGCGGCUGAGGAGCCCCCAGAGGAGGGUGAAGAGGGGACGGAGGGAGAGGAGGGACUGGAGGGGCUGGGAGGUGCUCGAAGAGGCCAAGACGAAGCGAGUGGAACAAAGGCAAGCAGUGGAGCUGCUUGUAGCGAGGAUGGGGAUGCGUUUUCUGCUGAAGCAGCAGGAGAAGGAGGCAGAGGAGGAGGAGGUGCUUUGGGGAAUGCGAGUAAGAGAAAUAUGGACGGAGGCAAGGGCAGAGAUAUGGAUGCAGGGAGAUCGCAAGACAGGGCGAUGGGUAGUGGGUUUGGUGAGUGGAAAGAGGAAGAGAAAGAAGAGGAAGAGGAGAAAGAGGAGGAGGAGGAAAUAGAGGAGGGAGAGGAGGAGGAGGAGGAGGAGGAGGAGGAGGAGGAGGAGAGGGUGGUGGUGGUAGCACCACGCAAGCGCAGACGCACCGCCACAGCCAUGGAGCCGGUGGUGCUGCCAGGCGUGCGAAGAGAUGCCGUGCUCACUCCUCCUCGAAAGCGGAGGGAAGAGGAGAAGAACGCAAAGCAGAAGGACCCAUCUCGCAGUGGAAGCUUCGAGGACGCCAGUGGAGGAGGCGGUGCUGCCCUCUCCUCCUUCCCACUCCCUCUCCCUGCCACUCACGACACUGAUCUUAUGCGUCUCCUCCCUGCUGCUGCUGCUGCCAGUGGUCGUAGAAGGGUGGGUGCGGCAGCUAGGAGGGGGUAUGGCGAGCAGGGGGUGGAAGCGGGGGAGGAGGGGGGGCAGGGGGGAGCGGAGGAGGCGGAGGAUGAGGAGGAGGAGGACAAGCCGAGGAGGAGGCGAAGGCAGAAGCUGCACCUGCUGCCUGAGACGCCCGUGGGCAAGGGGGCAGGAAGGAAGAAGGCACGUACUGGCAGGGUGGGAGGGGCGGAUGGGGGAAGAGCUGCUGCUGCUGCUGCUGCUGCUGGUGGAGGAGUGGCUGUGGCUGUGGCUGCAGUACCAGCUGCUUAA